Messenger RNA from Pygoscelis adeliae (Adelie penguin), 387 nucleotides. RefSeq names its product basic leucine zipper transcription factor, ATF-like 3 (gene BATF3). Gene Ontology annotation, molecular function: DNA-binding transcription factor activity, RNA polymerase II-specific; RNA polymerase II cis-regulatory region sequence-specific DNA binding. NCBI's taxonomy places the organism in Eukaryota, Metazoa, Chordata, Aves, Sphenisciformes, Spheniscidae. Gene Ontology annotation, cellular component: nucleus. Gene Ontology annotation, biological process: regulation of transcription by RNA polymerase II. The coding region runs from base 1 to 372 and encodes 123 amino acids. The transcript is spliced from 2 exons. The record is from RefSeq and is a predicted model, not a curated record.
AUGCUCAACAACCCUUAUACGCCUGACUUCGGGAGUCUCCAUGUGCACUUUAAAAACUUGUUUCUGGCUUAUGUCUUCCAGAGUCACGAAGAAGAUGACAGGAAGGUAAGGAGGAGAGAAAAAAAUCGAGUUGCUGCACAGAGGAGCCGAAAGAAGCAAACUCAGAAAGCAGAUAAACUUCACGAGGAAUAUGAGUCUCUUGAGCAAGAAAAUACCUCCCUGAAAAGAGAAAUCGGAAAGCUAACAGAUGAAAUGAAACACUUGAGUGAAGUGUUGAAGGAUCACGAAAAGAUCUGUCCACUAUUGCACUGUACCAUGAACUUUGUGACCGUACCAAGGCCCGAUGCACUUGCUAGCUGCCUGCCAAGAUGAGCGCUCUCCUUGAUC